ACAGGCCCUUCGCCGGCUGGUGGUCACACAGCUCCGCAUGAGUUUAUAUUUAUCGGGUUGAGGUAGCAAAAUACCUCCGGUUGAUGAUCAUACACUUUAAUGGGAAAAUGCAUGAUUGUACCAUUGGGCGCUUAAUUGUCACUAGGGGUGCUGAAAUGAAGGAUAUCGCUGUUCUGUUUUUGUUCUCUUCAAACUUGACUUUUUACAACUUGAGAAAACACCUCUACCUAUUGGCGAGUGUUUUAUAUUAUGUAAAAAGUACCGUGGUGCAUUGAGAUUGGAGUGACCCGACUGAGAUAUGUGCCAUUGUUUAUAGGGUUGGGAAAACUCCACAAACUCAGACGGAUGUGUCAACCAUAAAAUUUAAUUGACACAAAAAUGUGUGCUUCAAAACUAUAAUAAUGUUUCACAUGAUGGGGGACUAAGCAAGAUGCACUUCUCGUAAUGCUCGAUUAUUGUGGAUGAUUUAUUAAAUGGCAGUGGUUGAACACACCACAGAUGUCAGAACUUCUAGAACCAGUUUGCAUGCUCAAGUAGAUAACGUUUAUCUGGCUGCAGCAGUGUCAUGCAUCAAGUAUUGAUGAGUCAUAGCCAUUUGUUUCACAUUUGUUUUUUCAACAGCAGUUGAAUUUUUGUAUGAGCAUGAAUGUUAUAUCGGAUGUAAACAUUAUCAAUAUCAAAAAGAACAUCAGUCACACAUAGGAUAGUGCCUACCUCCUCUUGACAGUGAUGGAAUAAUUACUUGCUGUAUAGUCACUGAAACCUUUGUGGUGGAAAUCCAUUCAUUAUGCCGGUUGAUUUGUUUGACAUGGAAAUAGUAUCAUCCAUGGCAAACUGUUAAGAUCGUAUUUUAAGAUUUACUCUGGUUUUCCAAGUGUAAAAACAAGUUAAGUACUUUUAACAGUACUAUGUUAUUGAUGAGUUGCUUCAUAGAUGCAUCUCUUAAAAAUGGAAAAAUAAAACAUCUGAAGUGUCUUAUAGUGUGUAUGAUCAUGAUGCCAUACAUGACAGUAGUUAAAACUAUGACAGUUUAUUUUUUGGGAGUGCAAACCUUUUAUUCUUUUCCUUAGAAGUUGAUCGAAUGCAACAUGGAACCAGUCAUCCAUCUUGUACAUCUAGAGAACUUCCACUAAACGUUGCUGCUGCUUGAUGGUUAACAGUUGCAGUUAAUAGUGUUAAAUUUAAAAUGAAGUGGUCCCUGGCUUUCAUAAAACAUGCCAUGACCAGUGAUCAAUAUCUACUGAUGUUCAGACAAGAUCUUAAUUCUUAAAAUAUGUUAAAAAUAGAAGCUGACACUCCAAGGCAAGUUUCAACAGCAGAGUUUAACUUGUACUGGUUAUGCAGGUUUUUUGUGUCCCAAAUUGAGGCAAAGGUACUAUCAUUCUGACCGUCCAUCCAUCCAUUUUCUGUACCGCUUUGUCCCCACGGGGGUCGGGGGCGUGCUGGAGCUUAUCCCAGCGGUCAUCAGGCAGUAGGCGGGGGACACCCUGAACCGGUUGCCAGCCUAUUGCAGGGCACACAGAGACAAACAACCAUCCACACUCGCACUCACACCUAGGGGCAAUUUGGAGUGCUCAAUCGAGUGUUUUUUGUUUUUGUUUUUUUGUAAAAUGUGUUUUACUAAAAUACAUAAUGAAAAUCAGGAACAAUUUUUUUUCUAAUAUUUACUUUUUUAAACCCCCAUUUUCUACCAUUUUUUGGGGGCUAAAUGCAUAUUCGAGAUUUAUCAACAUUUCCUGAAGAAUUGUUUGAGUUAAUAACAUGUCUUUUCCCUCCAAUGCAAUUUGGUUAUAUGCAGAUUUUCACUGUUCGUGGGAUGGCCUGGUCCCUAUCCUCCGCAGAGAGCGUCUGCAGUCUGGACAGGCUUCGUGAACCUUUGGAGCUGCACGGUGCAGAGAGACAUGCACAACGCAUUUAGCUUUAGAGGUGGAGCAUAUUGUAGACAAGAGGCGGAAUAAGAAGGGAAAAUGGGAGUACCUGAUUAGGUGGAAGGGCUAUGGAAGUAAAGAAGACACUUGGGAGCCAGAGCACCACCUGCUGCAUUGCGAGGAGUUCAUUGAUCGCUUCAAUAGCAUGCAGCUACAUCAGCACAAACAGCACAAAAUUUCUAAAAGUGCUAACAAUGGCUUCCCGGCAGCCACGGACAACCCCAGAGCUCGGUCUGAAGCACAAAAGAAGAAGAAAAACAGUGAGAUGGCUGUCGGGGUUCGAGGAGGAACUCUUCCCGGGAGCGGGAGUAGAGGCUCGGGUUAUGUUCAUAAGCCGGGAAAUGGAGGCAUUGGGUCCGGCAAGCAUCCUGUGCAGGUGAAAAUUGGCAAAACCAUGACAUUCAAAACUCCUCCAAUCGGAGCCUCUCGCUUUGUGGCCCAAGCGAGGGAACCUCAUAGCGGACUCUUGAAUGGCUAUGCGGAGCCACACGUUUACAGGAGCACUUCAAGGUCACACAGAGGAUCCUCCAACAAAGCUGAUGGGGGUCUGGAUGAAAUAGUAACUACUGAAUUGGACUCACCUCUGGCCAAUGGCAAGAUGCAUUUGCAUAGCUCAGUAAAACGCAAACUGGCAGAGGAGAAGUGCUACGUGUUUGACAAGCGGCUCAGGUACAACGUGCGACAGAACGAGAGCAACUGUCGAUUUCGGGACAUCGUAGUCCGGAAGGAGGACGGGUUCACGCAUGUUCUCCUCUCCAGCCAAACAACGGAUAACAACGCUCUGACGCCAGAGAUCAUGAAGGAAGUGUGUCGGGCUCUGGGUAAUGCAGCUGCCGACGACAGUAAACUGCUAUUGCUCAGCUCUGUGGGGACUAUCUUCUGUAGCGGGAUAGAGCCAUCCUACCUGAUGGGCCGUCUGUCCACUGACCGCAGGAAGGAGAGCAGUCGCAUUGCAGAUGCCGUUAGGGACUUUGUGUUGGCGUUCAUACGCUUCAAAAAACCCAUCGUGGUGGCAAUCAAUGGGCCAGCCCUGGGCUUGGGGGCUUCCAUCCUGCCCCUGUGUGAUGUGGUGUGGGCCAGUGAGAGAGCCUGGUUCCAGACUCCUUGUGCGGCCCUCCACCUCACCCCCUCUGGCUGUUCCUCUUACACUUUCCCCCAAAUCCUUGGUGUGGCUUUGGCCAAUGAGAUGCUGUUCUGUGGUCGAAAGCUGACAGCACAAGAAGCGUGCAAUCGAGGUUUGGUGUCGCAGGUAUUCUGGCCAACCACAUUUAAUCAGGAAGUGAUGCUACGUGUGAAGGAGAUGGCGUCGUGCAAUGCUGUGGUUCUAGAAGAAUCCAAAUGCCUGGUCAGGAGCAUCCUCCUACGUGUCCUGGAGGAAGUCAAUGAAAAGGAGUGUCAGAUGCUAAAGCAGCUGUGGUGUUCCACCAAAGGACUGGAGGCGCUCUUCAGCUACCUACACAACAAAGCAUGUGAGAAAUGACCUCAAACUAAAGACGCAGUUUAAAUGUAGGCCUUUGUUUCCGUCCAUCAGCAGAGAAAAAGCCCGGGAUUGAUUUUACUUCCAACAAAUCCUACUCGAUCAGGGUUUUAAAAGACAUUACGGACGGACCACUCAGAUGAUGCAUCCACUUCCAAAAGUGCAGUUUCAUAUGAACAGGGUCCUGAUGGAUAUAAAGGGGAGGAAGGGGUGUGAAAUCCAGAUUUAGGGGAGUGAAAAAAGAUUGUCCGAUUGCACUUGAAAAAGUAAUGAUAAUAUACAUGAAUGUGAAUAUACACACUUGAGCGUAAAAAGAGUUUAGAAAGUUAAGUGCUGUGGAUAAAUAAGAUCUUUAUUUUAGUUGCCUGCUGUUUUAAAGUGAAAACCAAAGUCGGCAUGAGGACGCUGUUUAUAUAUCCUUAACUUGUCCAUUCCUCUCAGGCUACCUAAGAUGUUCUUGUUGUUUUAGCAACUACACAAAACAUGAGAUUUGUCAGCAAAAGAAUCCAUUAUUGGAAAGUCUGGUCAUUGUAUGGAAUUGACACUGUUGACUCCGGACAACAUGUCAGAUCGUAGAUGAAGUACUUCACUGUGACUAUUCAGUGAACUAGUUAAGUGAAAGAAUUUUUCAAAUGGUGAUUAAAACAAAUAUUUGCCAAAUGUAUUCUUCAAAUCACACUCUUUUCAAAGGUUUCACACAAAUAAUGGUUUUCUUUAAUAACUAUUUUAAGACACAUAAAUCCUCAGAUUUGAACAUUAAGUUGGACAUUGCAUUUCAUACACAAAAUGGGUUGUUUUGUUCAAAAGAAUUUUAACCCAAAUUGGGUUGUUUUUUAACCCUGCAUUUUAAGCCUGGUGUCACCCCCUUCCCCCAUUUUUCUUUUUUAUAAUUUAUAAAAACGUUUUUUCAGUCAUGGAUACAAACAUGUACUGUACUUGGUACCAAAAUAUCCAUGAUUCCCAACUUGAAAUUCACCACUAGCACACAAAACAACGUCAAUGUAUUUUGCAUUAAAAAGGCAAUAUUUGGACUGACAUCUUGAAUUUUGUGGCAUCUAAUUUUGCCUGGCCAGUGGCAUUUUUGAAGAGUGAGAUUUGAAGAGUACGACAUGCUUGUAUCCCGUUUUGAACAAUUCUCAAUCUAUGCAUUGUAAUUAGCUGCGAUACAAUUUUCACGCUCAACAAAACAAGUCAACUUGAUUUCUGCUUGAACAUGCUCUUUUGUUUUUGUUCCUUGGUCUUUCCAUGGGACAGAUAUAAAAAACAACAACACUAAGUCUAGUGAAAGCGUGUGUAAACGUAGUGUCUAUAAAUAAAAUGAGAGUUUUAAUGAAUACAUAGCAUGACGUGUAAGUUUAACAAUGGAAGGAUUUGCACUGGAUUCCAUCCCUUUCUGCCACAGAAACAUGUCCGCAUCGCUUAGCUUCCAGUUUUAAGUGGAGGUGUGAAACGUAUGACGUAUGUACAAUCAUUUUUAUUGAGUCUUUUUUCAUUGAUUGUCAAGGAAUCAAAUUGUGGUUCCACUAAUUGUCAGUGAUCAAUGUUGUGUCGUCAAGAAUCUCCGUAUCAGCACGUGAUGAGAAAAGAGAGGUUCUAUUUCAAUGUUCGUCAUGAUUAUUUUGUUUUACCAAAAACAUGUGUAGAAGCUAUUUUGUUAAUUGAUAACUAGAGAAAAUGCAGUACAUAGUACAGUUUUAGAACAUGUUUCUAGACUGUUUGCAUGUGAGAUACUGUAAAUUCUGUGAAUGUGUGGCCUGUCCUUCUCUGGGUAAAUUUUGUACCUGCAUUGUAAGUAGCAUUGGUGGAUGUUUAUUUUUGUAUUUAUUCAAGAAAAGGAGUGUUAUGAUUCUGAGACACCCUGACUCAAAGUAACUCUUUAUUAAUUAAUCCUUUAAAAUGGAGAAACUAUUUAACAGAAAGCAUUUGAAAAGUGGCUAGAUUAUUUACACAUCAGGAUAGGUCUGACUAUAAUUACUGAGAGCAAAUGCGACAUACAAUAAUGUAAUGUUUACCGUUGAAAUGAAGAAUCUUUUGUGAAUUUGUCAAGGCGCAUGUCAAAUCAUUUCAUAUAUGAUGGUUUAUUGAAGUUUAUUGAGAAAAUUAAUAAUUUAUGAGGCCAUUGCAGAUGAAUGAUAAUGGAAAAAAAAUAACAGCAUACUUCCACAUAAUAAAGAUAAGGUAAUACAUGA
This is a messenger RNA of Syngnathus typhle (broad-nosed pipefish), 5594 nucleotides long. Its product is annotated as chromodomain Y-like protein 2. The record is from RefSeq and is a predicted model, not a curated record. The transcript has 7 exons. Gene Ontology annotation, cellular component: nucleus. Gene Ontology annotation, molecular function: transcription corepressor activity. The coding region runs from base 2074 to 3408 and encodes 444 amino acids. Lineage: Eukaryota; Metazoa; Chordata; Actinopteri; Syngnathiformes; Syngnathidae.